Lingula anatina is the source of this 719-nucleotide messenger RNA. Its product is annotated as small ribosomal subunit protein uS19. Gene Ontology annotation, biological process: ribosomal small subunit assembly; translation. Gene Ontology annotation, cellular component: cytosolic small ribosomal subunit; ribosome. NCBI's taxonomy places the organism in Eukaryota, Metazoa, Brachiopoda, Lingulata, Lingulida, Lingulidae. Gene Ontology annotation, molecular function: structural constituent of ribosome; RNA binding. The record is from RefSeq and is a predicted model, not a curated record.
UCUGCUCUUCGCUUUGAAUGUCGGGACGGCAGCUGGCGCACGCACCUGUCACACUUCCGCAGAAUAAGCGCCCUCUUUAGCAGGCAACAUCCAAGAUGGCGGAUGAAGUAAAUCUAGCAGAGUUGGCUGAGAAGAAGAAGAAGCGUACCUUUAAGAAGUAUGCCUACAGAGGUGUAGAUUUGGAACUGCUGCUUGAUAUGUCCAGUGAACAGUUGAUGGAACUGUUCAAAUGCCGUGCCCGCCGGCGUUUCUCCAGAGGUCUGAAGCGUAAACCCAUGGCCCUGAUCAAGCGUCUUCGCAAGGCUAAAAAAGAAGCACCACCAAUGGAGAAACCAGAGGCAGUCAAGACUCAUCUGCGUGACAUGAUUAUUGUACCUGAAAUGAUUGGUAGUAUUGUUGGUGUGUACAAUGGUAAAACAUUCAAUCAGGUAGAAAUCAAGCCUGAAAUGAUUGGACACUAUCUUGGAGAAUUCAGCAUAACAUACAAACCUGUGAAGCAUGGCAGACCUGGUAUUGGUGCCACCCAUUCUUCAAGAUUUAUCCCUCUGAAGUAAAUGUUUCCAUUACCAAAAUUAGAAUAUUGCCACAUAACAUCUGAAAGGCACAGGAUAUAAGAAGAAACAAAACUCUGAGAGAAGAUAAAAAGAAAAACGUGUAAAUAUUGUGCUUUUCUCUCCAGAACCCAUGAAAGUCUGGUAAUAAAACACUUAUGAAUAAGA